Messenger RNA from Eutrema salsugineum, 1123 nucleotides. RefSeq names its product probable cinnamyl alcohol dehydrogenase 6. Gene Ontology annotation, biological process: lignin biosynthetic process. The record is from RefSeq and is a predicted model, not a curated record. The transcript has 6 exons. Gene Ontology annotation, molecular function: cinnamyl-alcohol dehydrogenase activity; zinc ion binding. Lineage: Eukaryota; Viridiplantae; Streptophyta; Magnoliopsida; Brassicales; Brassicaceae. Bases 8 to 1096 code for a protein of 362 amino acids.
GUGAUAGAUGGAGGGGUUAGGAGAGAGAGAGCAGAGCGUAGAUGCGUUUGGUUGGGCCGCGAGAGACUCUUCAGGCCAUCUCUCUCCAUUUGCUUUUUCUAGAAGAGAAACAGGAGAAGAAGAAGUGAGAGUGAAGGUGCUAUACUGUGGAAUAUGUCAUAGUGAUCUCCAUUGUCUCAAGAACGAAUGGCAUUCCUCUGUUUAUCCUAUGGUUCCUGGUCACGAGAUCGUUGGAGAAGUGAGUGAGAUAGGGAGAAAAGUUAGUAAGUUCAAUAUUGGUGAUAAAAUCGGUGUGGGAUGCAUAGUCGAUUCGUGCCGCACGUGCGAGAGCUGCCGUGAAGAUCAAGAAAACUAUUGCACCAAAGCAGUCGCAACCUAUAACGGAGUUCACUACGACGGGACGGUUAACUACGGUGGAUACUCGGAUCACGUUGUUGUCGACGAACGUUACGCCGUCAAAAUUCCCCACACGUUACCUCUUGCUUCGGCCGCACCUUUGCUUUGUGCAGGCAUCUCGAUGUAUAGUCCUAUGAAGUACUUUGGAUUGGCCGGACCGGGGAAACAUGUCGGAAUUGUGGGGCUAGGCGGUCUUGGACACAUCGGGGUGAGGUUUGCUAAAGCAUUUGGGACUAAAGUCACGGUGGUUAGUUCGACCGUGGGGAAAUGUAAGGAUGCUCUUGAAAAUCUUGGAGCUGAUGGGUUCUUGGCCAGUACUGAUGAUGACCAAAUGCAGGCUGCAAUGGGAACUAUGGAUGGCAUAAUCGAUACUGUUUCUGUAUCACAUUCAGUUUUACCAUUAAUUGGACUACUCAAAUCCAACGGUAAACUUGUUCUACUCGGUGCAACGGAGAAGCCUUUCGACCUACCUGCAUUUUCCUUAAUCAUGGGACGGAAGUCGGUGGCGGGAAGUGCUAUCGGAGGAAUGAAAGAGACGCAAGAGAUGAUAGAUUUUGCAGCUGAACAUGGCAUAAAAGCAGACAUUGAAGUCAUAUCCAUGGAUUAUGUGAACACCGCCAUGGAUAGACUUGCAAAGGGAGAUGUUAGAUAUCGGUUUGUCAUUGACAUCGCCAACACAUUGGCUGCUACUCGAUCUUAACUAAACUUGAUAUAUUCACAUAAUCAU